Molecule: messenger RNA, 1171 nt
Organism: Corylus avellana
Lineage: Eukaryota; Viridiplantae; Streptophyta; Magnoliopsida; Fagales; Betulaceae
Source: RefSeq, a predicted model, not a curated record
UCUAUCACGCAAACCAAUCUCUGAAAACCUUCGUUUGCCGUUUCUGAAACCCUAGCUCUCGAAUGGCUCGUACCAAGCAGACUGCUCGCAAGUCCACCGGAGGCAAGGCUCCGAGGAAGCAACUGGCCACAAAGGCUGCUAGGAAGUCCGCCCCGGCCACCGGCGGAGUGAAGAAGCCCCACAGGUUCCGCCCCGGGACCGUGGCUCUCCGUGAGAUCCGAAAGUACCAGAAGAGUACGGAGCUCCUGAUCCGAAAACUCCCUUUCCAGCGCCUGGUCCGUGAGAUCGCUCAAGACUUUAAGACAGACCUUCGGUUCCAGAGCUCGGCCGUGGCAGCGCUCCAAGAGGCGGCGGAGGCGUACCUGGUUGGACUCUUCGAGGACACCAACCUUUGCGCCAUCCACGCCAAGCGGGUCACCAUAAUGCCAAAGGAUAUCCAGCUAGCUAGGAGGAUCAGGGGUGAGCCAUCAGUGUCUUCUGUUUUCUGUGUUCGUCCUGUAAUGAAGUCGCAGCAUCUAUGCAAAUGGAAAUUGCUAAGUGAAGAAGACUGUUGUGUUGACAGUACGUGGAAUCAGUAUGAAAAAGUGGAGCAACUGGCCACAAAGGCUGCUAGGAAGUCCGCCCCGGCCACCGGCGGAGUGAAGAAGCCCCACAGGUUCCGCCCCGGGACCGUGGCUCUCCGUGAGAUCCGAAAGUACCAGAAGAGUACGGAGCUCCUGAUCCGAAAACUCCCUUUCCAGCGCCUGGUCCGUGAGAUCGCUCAAGACUUUAAGACAGACCUUCGGUUCCAGAGCUCGGCCGUGGCAGCGCUCCAAGAGGCGGCGGAGGCGUACCUGGUUGGACUCUUCGAGGACACCAACCUUUGCGCCAUCCACGCCAAGCGGGUCACCAUAAUGCCAAAGGAUAUCCAGCUAGCUAGGAGGAUCAGGGGUGAGCGUGCUUAAAUUGAAAGGAAUUUUGUAUAGAUACGAACAGAGGGAUGUUCAAGUGUUUGGGAAGGGCACACAAUGAAAAUCCAGCCUUUGGGAAAGGAUAUCCAGCUCCGCAUGUGCUUGAUUUUAGGGCCUAUGUUAGAUUAUGUUGCUUUCUUUGCUCACUGCCAAGAUUGUAGUUCAAGCUUGGAUGUAUUGUAUUGACUUGCCCAAUGGAAAUUUAAGGGUUGCUUCCUUUC